CGUGUCAUUUACAACCCACCUAAUUAUGUCACGCUGAAUCCGUGGUCAGAAAGGAAAGAAGCAUGGCCGCUGUUUUAAGGGGGUCUCGGAACCUAUUGGGAAGGAGCCUCAAACAUGUUGACUUUACUUUGGUCUCCAGCAGGUCCAUGGCCUCUAAGACCCAGGUGGGUUUCAUUGGCCUGGGGAACAUGGGAAAACCCAUGGCCAAGAACCUGCUGAAGCACGGAUACCCCGUCAUCGCCACUGACGUCUUCCCUGAGUCCUGCAAAGAACUGCAAGAGUUGGGUGCCCAGAUUGUGGAUAACCCUGCGGAGGUGGCAGACCAGGCAGACCGCAUCGUCACCAUGCUGCCCUCCAGUCCCAACGUCAUCGAGGUUUACACUGGGCCCAACGGUAUCCUCAAGAAGGUGAAGAAAGGCUCGCUACUCAUCGACUCCAGCACCAUCGACCCAGCCGUUUCCAAGGAGAUGGCCGUGGCCACGGAGAAGAUGGGGGCAGUUUUUAUGGACGCGCCUGUGUCAGGAGGUGUGGGGGCUGCCAGCUCGGGGAAGCUGACCUUCAUGGUGGGGGGAGUAGAGGAGGAGUAUACUGCGGCCCAGGAGCUGCUCACCUGUAUGGGAGCCAACGUGGUGUACUGUGGAGCCGUUGGCACUGGACAGGCAGCCAAAAUCUGCAACAAUAUGCUGCUGGCGAUAGGCAUGAUCGGGACCUCUGAGACCAUGAACCUUGGCAUCAGACUAGGUCUGGACCCUAAGCUACUGGCUAAGAUCCUGAACAUGAGUUCAGGCCGCUGCUGGUCCAGUGACACCUACAACCCUGUACCUGGUGUCAUGGAGGGAGUCCCCUCUGGAAACGGCUACCAGGGAGGUUUCGGGACCCAACUCAUGGCCAAGGUUUUAACGGUGCUGUGUACAACAAGCGGUGAUGGCAGAGAGCUAAUGAGUGUUGCUCCUCUUCAGGACCUGGGGCUAGCCCAGACUACAGCCACCAACACCAAGACCCCUGUCCCUCUGGGCUCCCUGGCCCACCAGAUAUACCGCAUGAUGUGUGCUCGGGGCUACGCCGGCAAAGACUUCUCCUCUGUCUUCCAGUUCCUGCGGGAGGAUGAGGAGGAGGGCCAAUAGGGGCGGGGGAACAGUCCCCCCCCCCAUCCAUAGCUUUACCAGGGUCUAUUCCAUACAAGACUACUACCAUGUAGUUGGGGUGUGUCGGUUUGCCCCCCCCUCUCCCCAGGGCUUGUCAAGACGUGUGUAUUUGGUCAAAGCCAAGAGAGCGCAGCCAGCCGUGAUGUGACAGAUCAUCUCAGCAGAGUACUAGACUACACUGUCUGUAAGAUGGGAGUCAUGUUGCAUCUGUGAUCCUGCCUUUUGUUAAAGUAGCUUUCUUUUAAUGUUUUAGAUGGCUAGGCUAGAAGACAGUGGAUGUUUUGAGGUGUGGGGAGGCUCUCAAGUCACUGUCACUCAGUAGGCUGACUAACCACUACAGCUAUCACCAUGACGAUAUCGGUGCUACCUUAGCACACGUCGUCAUGGAAAGCAGACCCAGGCGUUGUCAAGGAAAUGACCCGCGUUAUACUUAACGACCACACUCGUCAACAAUAGACCACUGAGACUUCAGAUGAUUCUUAGUUCUAGUCGCCACUCACCUCACUGCAACGUCACCUGUGUUGAUCCUGAUCAUUGAUUUGUUUUUGUUUUUCUCUUCCUGUGGUGAGGUUUAUUUACUCUUGACAUGGGGAGGGAUAGAAUGUUCCGGUGUUAUUUGUAUCUGUUUUAAUGUUUAAUAAAAGGUGAGAGAUUAUA
Salvelinus namaycush (lake trout) is the source of this 1802-nucleotide messenger RNA. RefSeq names its product 3-hydroxyisobutyrate dehydrogenase b (gene hibadhb). The record is from RefSeq and is a predicted model, not a curated record. Gene Ontology annotation, molecular function: NADP binding; NAD binding; 3-hydroxyisobutyrate dehydrogenase activity. The coding region runs from base 63 to 1124 and encodes 353 amino acids. NCBI's taxonomy places the organism in Eukaryota, Metazoa, Chordata, Actinopteri, Salmoniformes, Salmonidae. The transcript is spliced from 8 exons. Gene Ontology annotation, cellular component: mitochondrion. Gene Ontology annotation, biological process: L-valine catabolic process.